Nerophis lumbriciformis (worm pipefish) is the source of this 930-nucleotide messenger RNA. NCBI's taxonomy places the organism in Eukaryota, Metazoa, Chordata, Actinopteri, Syngnathiformes, Syngnathidae. The record is from RefSeq and is a predicted model, not a curated record.
AUGUACAGCAUGAUGGAACACGAGUUGAAGCCCGGAGGCGGGCAGCCGUUGCACCACGCGGCGCAAGGGAUGUCACCCGCCCCGCCGGGCAGCAUGACGCCCGGCAACGGCGUGGCGCACCCGGGCUCCAAAACCGGCCUAACCGGUGCAGGAGGAGGCGACCCCAUGGAUAAGGUGAAGCGACCUAUGAACGCCUUCAUGGUGUGGUCGCGCGGUCAAAGGCGCAAGAUGGCUCAGGAGAACCCCAAAAUGCACAACUCAGAGAUCAGCAAGCGGCUGGGGGCCGAGUGGAAGCUGCUGAGCGACGCCGAGAAGCGACCCUUCAUCGACGAGGCCAAGAGGCUGCGCGCGGUGCAUAUGAAGGAGUACCCGGACUACAAGUACAAGCCACGCCGCAAGAGCAAGCCCGUGCUCAAGAAGGACGCGCAGGUGGCCAAAUACCCGCUGGCCGCCGCGGGGAACCUGCUGCAGGUGGCGGCGCAGGGUCAAAACGCCAGCCCCAGGAUGGAGAGCUACGGGUGGGGACCCGCGGGGGGCUACGCCGGCAUGCAGGGCGACGCGCUGGGCUACACGCAGCAGUUGCACCGCUACGACCUGUCGGCCCUCCAGUAUCCACCCGCCAUGGCUGCGGCGCAGACCUACAUGAACGGAAACAACUCCUACAGCCCGAUGUCGUACAGCGGCAGCCCCCAGCAGCCCAGCCCGGUCCCCAUGUCCAUGGUGAAAGCGGAAUCCGUGUCCCACUCGCCCCCGACGCCCACCCACCACCGAGGGCCCCUGCAGGGGGACCUGCGCGACAUGAUCAGCAUGUACAUCCCUGGGGGCGGCGAUGCCGGCGGUGGCGGCGGCGACCCAGCGGCAGCCGCCAGGGGCUAUGGGGGCGUCCAGCAGCACUACCUCGCCGGCACCGUCCCCCUAACGCACAUCUAG